Messenger RNA from Penicillium cinerascens, 1074 nucleotides. RefSeq lists its product as uncharacterized. The coding region runs from base 1 to 1074 and encodes 357 amino acids. The transcript is spliced from 2 exons. The record is from RefSeq and is a predicted model, not a curated record. Lineage: Eukaryota; Fungi; Ascomycota; Eurotiomycetes; Eurotiales; Aspergillaceae.
AUGGUAUCUACGACCUCUAUUAGUGGCACGAACGCUGGAUUUCAGAUAGGGCAAAAUAAUGGUCAUGUCGACGCACACUUUCAUUGCCACACUGAGCAAUCUGAGAUAUCCGCAAACCGAGCCUGCCUACAGGAUCUGCAAACAACCAAUCCUGGCCAUGACAAGGAUCGUAUCCAGACGGACAAGGGUGGGCUGUUGAGAGACGCAUACAGCUGGAUCCUCAACCAUGCUGAUUUCAAACAAUGGCGCGAUCAGCAACAGAGUCAACUGCUCUGGAUCAAUGGGGACCCUGGGAAGGGUAAAACAAUGCUCUUUUGUGGAAUUAUCGAUGAACUGACCGAGCUGGCCAAAUCCGCUCCUAACACCACUGUCAUCUCCUACUUUUUCUGCCAGGCUACCAACGUACGGAUAAAUCAUGCCACUGCGGUCCUCCGCGGUCUAAUAUUUAUGAUGGUUGAUCAGCAGCCAUCCCUCCUAUCCUAUGUACGGCGACAGUACGACAAGUCCGGGAAGCAGGUCUUUGAGAAUGCUAAUGUGUGGGAAGCGUUAUUAGAAAUUCUCACUGGUAUCCUCGGGGACCCGCUGUUACAAACCACCUAUUUAAUCAUCGAUGCUCUCGACGAAUGCACCACAGGCUUAGAUCGCCUUCUUGAAUUUAUCGCCCAGAAAUCAUCAGCAUAUCCACAUAUCAAAUGGAUCGUCUCGAGCCGAAACUGGCCAACCAUCGAAGAGGCUCUGGACGAGACGUCACAAAAGGCCAAACUCUGUCUUGAAUUGAAUGCGGUGUCCGUCACUAAGGCCGUCGCUGUAUUUAUUGACUUCAGGGUGAAGCAAUUGGCGUCAAAGAAGCAAUAUACCAAUGAAAUCAGGGAUGCUGUUUCUCAGCACUUGCUGUCAAAUGCACAGGAUACUUUCCUCUGGGUAGCCUUGGUUUGUGAACAGCUCAGCAAGGUCCACAAACGAAACGUUCGGAAGAAGUUACAAGAAUUCCCUUCUGGCCUCGAUAAGCUUAUAAGCGAAUGUUGGGCCAUAUUAGCGAGUCGGAUGAAGCUCAAUUCUGUAAAGCGCUCCUAA